Messenger RNA from Oppiella nova, 1565 nucleotides. The record is from the annotation of a GenBank genome assembly. Lineage: Eukaryota; Metazoa; Arthropoda; Arachnida; Sarcoptiformes; Oppiidae.
UGAAUGCGUGACAAAUGAACACAAAUGUAAACAUUGAGUGAAAUGUGUUUACAAUUGAAUUAAAUUUCAUUUUGAAUACAAUUUACAAUACAAUCAAUCGAUUGAAUAGUGUGUGAAGUCGUGUGAAAUGUCUUUCAUUAGGUUGUGCUCAACGAGACUGACGACUGGUUUGAAUGCCUCGAGAAGCGUGAAUCCAAUGCUGAGAGUGCAGCCAUUGGUGAAGACCUCGAGGGCGACGAUGAUAGGCAUCGACCAAAUGGAUCCGCAAAUGAUUAAAGACAAGCCCAAGCCGUGGCCCUACAAAACGAAACGGCACUUCCAGUACUUCCACUACCUGCUAGACCUGGACAACACGGCCGCCCGGUUUGACCCAAACAGUAAGAUUGUGGUGAUUGAGGGCAACAAGGGUUCCGGCAAAGAAGUGGUGGCCCAGGCGUUGGCCAAACACUUCGGCCUCCACUACAUGCCUGAACCAGAUCUGGAGGACAUGUAUAUCAAUCACAACGGCUUCGACUACCGGUCUCUCAACAAAUACAUCGACCCUCAGGUCCAGGCGGUCGACGAACGCAUGUAUUUAGAGGAUCCGCACCACAGAGGCGUCCAUUGGAUGAAAAUGUUUUUCUAUAAGAAACGCUACGAACAGUACAUCGACGCCUUGGCCCACCUCUACAACACCGGACAGGGAGUCAUAUUAGAGAGAAGUCCUUACAGUGACUUCGUCUUCACCGAAGCCAUGAAUAAAAGCGGAUAUUUUAGCGAUAAUGCGACGGACUAUUACUACCGCGUAAGACACGCCACUAUCUAUGACCUGCAAAGACCUCAUCUCGUCAUCUAUUUGGAUGUUACGACGGACUAUUACUACCGCGUAAGACACGCCACUAUCUAUGACCUGCAAAGACCUCAUCUCGUCAUCUAUUUGGAUGUCUCUCCCGAGGAAUGUCUGCGACGAAUCAAACAGAGGAAUAUUCCUUAUGAAGUGAACUCAAAAGUGUUGACUAAAGAGUACUUACAAGUGAUUGGCGAUGAAUAUAAGAACAGAUACUUACCGGAGGCCUCGAAACACUCGCAAGUGUUGAUAUAUGACUGGAAUGAAUUGGGAGACAUCGAGGACAUGGCUGACGACAUAGAGAAAGUGAAUGUCGACUCCUGGGACCCGCACUUUGAAAAGUUUGAGGACUGGAACCUAUGGGAAGAGGACUUAUGGGAACAGAAGCGUCAUAUCUAUACGAACACUAAAGACGAUUUGGUGAGCAAUAUGUGUGUCGUUCCCGCCUAUGAUGUGGACGAGCUAUGGCUCGACGCAGAAAUUGCCGAACAUCGCGACAAGAUAUAUGAAAAUAUGAUACCACAUUACGGAGUACUUCCGAGUUUUGAUCCGCAGAGGACUUCAUUACUCACUCGACUCUUUAGAUGGAAACUCAAACACAGAGAAUGGCAAGAGUUUAUUAUGAGACGACCUUUCUUUUGAGUCACUGCUCUAUUCAGUGCUCUUAUGAUUUAGUUAUUUAAUGUAAAAAUUAAUAGUUUAGAUGUUUAUGAAUUCAAUAAAGUUGUUAACAAAGUGC